CUUAUGAAGUUUUUUUCGCGACAUCCGGUAAGUUAUAAACAGAAGUUCAGAGAGAUUGCCUACAACAAGAGGACAGUAAACAAUCUAAAAUGUCUUUAGGUCUUGUGGCGUAUGGUGCCAGUGAUGAUAGUGAUGAAAGCGAAACAGAAAUGGAAGCUACAAGUAGCAAAACUGAGACCCAAAAAAGUGGAAUUGAUGUAACGGGGCAUAUCAGCGACGAGGAUGAAUUUGAAACAGUUAGCUCAACGUCGGCUUCUUCUGCAACUCAACAAACUGUAUUGUUAACUUCGGCUGCCCCUUUAUCAAUUAAAUUGAAUGCAUCUAACUCAGCAAAUACAUUUAGCUCUUCACCUUUUGUAUCUGAAAGUCAUGACAAUACAGUCAAUUCAACAUCUCUUACAUCUUUAGAUGGUAGGUGUAACUGGGCAACUGGGUUACCUGUUAACUGUACCACAGAGUACCACUAAUAAUUUAUUUUUUUGAAUUAGUUUAGUUAGUGACUAUAGCAUAGUAUAGCAAGUUCAACAUUGCCAGGUGUCCAGUUUUAAACCGGAGAUCUGUAUUUCAACAGCCUUUACAGGAAAAAAAUAAAUACUAGACACCAUACUGGUAUGUAAAAUACUCUUUCAAGGUGCUCCUGGAGGAAAGGGAAGGAUGGUAAGAUGUCCAACAUUUUUGGAGGAAACUUAAAGUUUCUAUUCUAUAGUAAGCUACCAAUUCAAUAGCAUCUAGAGAGCUAUUGAAGACUAUUAGUAGUUCAGCCAAUCAAACCAAAACCAGAACUUUAAGACUGGCUUUCAAUCACGCUGGCAAAGUAUUGCCAUUGCCCUGUUCAUUUAUUACUAGUUGGUACUAGUGACAACACUUCGGCUUGAUAAUGAAUCCUGAAAUAAUUUUAGCUUUAAAUUGCUAUUUUGAUACUGCAGAGAUUUGGAAAAUACCAUCAACGCUUUAGAAGACUUUCAAAAUGCUGUAUUUUUAAUGAUAAAAGCUAUAGACUAUAGAAUUAUAAUUUAUAAUAUUAAUAUAGACCUAAUAUAUAGACAUAUAGUCAUAGAUAGAAGUAUGAUACUGGGGGAAGGGGAUCAUAGUCUGAAAAAUGCCCAGCUUCAUUUUUGUCAAAGUAAUAUGUACUCAUCUGAAAAAUAAGAUAUAGUUGAGGCCGAGAAAUAAUUUUAUUGUAAAAAUUUUGCCUUGCAAAUUAUUAUUAUUAUAAUUAUUAAUAUUAAUAAAAAUAUAGGCCUAAAUUUGUUUGUAAUUACCAUAAUAAUAGUUUUACUGCAUACUAAGUGUGUAUAUUUUAAAAAAAAAUCUUGUUACUUCAGCUAAAUAAACGGUAUAAUAAUAAUGUAAUUAGGCUUAAAGAUUUAGCCAUCUCUGUUUAGGAACAUGGUCAUGUGAAAACACCCCAUAAUUGAUUUUCUGGUGGGAGGUUGGCCUACUGAGCAUUAUUUACACAAAUCAGCAUUGAUAUUUUUAUGUGCAAUUUAACAUUUUCAUUGGGUAAAUUGUUCAUCUAUAACACAAAGUAAUUUAACAUCUAGGAAUUGCUAUUUACUAAUUUAUUUAUUUAAUUUAUUUAUUUAUUUAAUUUAUUUAUUUUAUUAAUUUAUUUGUUAAUGCUAUGCAGAUUCAAUGUUUUUAACAGCACAGAAUCCGAUGAAAACAUAAGCCACUAUACAUAAUAUAUAUUUAGGUGGAUUAUGUCUUGAAAAUCCGAUUUGGAGUGAAUUUAUGAGACUAGACACAAAAAAAAUUUUGAGGUGCACUCACAACCAGACAGCUGUCUAAAAUGUUAGCACAUGUUUUUUGGCAACAUAUUUUAUUGGGGGACACAAAAAUCAAAAUUUCACAUAAUAGUGAUUUCAGUGAUGUGAUUAAAAAAAUAGUGACUACCAUUACGUAGACAAUACUGCACAACAUCAAUCUAUCACCAGUUAGUAGUUUUUGAUAGUAAACUACCAAUAGCCGCUUAGAGGCUAAUGGUAAAAGAGUACCAAUGGUUAUCUGCCAAUAGUGAUAGCCUUUUUGGAAUAGGUAUCUUAAAUAUCUCUUACUGGCUUCUUGUGAGUGAGUGCAUUGACCACCAAAUUCUUUCCCAGGCAUAUAGCCGUAUAGAAGGCUCUGCAUCUGUAUAUCUUCAAAAACUAAUUUCUAAACAUGUAUCCAUAUAGAAACUGAGCUCUUGAACACAGUUCUUACUGAGACUGAGAGUUCCCUGUGUGGAUGGACACAGAAAAAAGUCAUACAGAGUUUGCUCUUUUGAAGUUAUUGCCCCUAAAUUGUGGAACAGUUUGGCUCAUUCUUUGAGCGAAAUUGAAAAUGAUAAAAAGUUUUUUAAGAAUCAUUUAAAGACUUUUUUCUUUAAAUACAUUUUAGGAGAUUAAAGCGCUGUAAGCAUGCUAAAAUAGCAUGGACACAAGCGCUAUAACAGUAGUCAAUCGUCAUCAUCUAGCAACCUGAUUUUGAAUACAAAUUUAAAUGAAGUUAAGACACAAGUAUCGUGUCUACAGGUUUUGCCAACUCAUUAGGCGUAAUAACUAAUACAUUAAGAGGUCUACUCAUUAUGAUGAACCCCAAAAUGAAUGGCCAUAUAAAAUGAACCUACCUAAAAUUAUCACGAAACUUAAACUUAAUACACAGCACAACUGAACAAGUAGGAACUUUUCUGCCAAAAGCCUUCUUCAGUAAAAAAAUAAAAUAAAUUAAAGUUUAAAUAAAAGCGAUGAGAAACUUAGCUCAUAGAGAGAAGGAAUAAACUGGGUCUGAGUCAGUAGGUUGUUUGUUGUGUGUUUAUUUUUUUCAUAUUUAUUUUUAUAUAUUUUUAUUUUAAAAAAAAUAUGAGAUUAUGAUUAUGGUACUUAAUUUGUUGUUACCUAAUAAAUCACCACAAUUUUAGGAAGCAAAAUUCUGAAUGAUAUUGACAUAUAUUAUCUCCUAGACCUUCCUGCACCUCAUGCACUAUCAAGUGGCUUAAAUAAUGAAACUGUUGAAGAAGAGCUUGAGGAUGCAGUCAAACCAAAAGCAGCAGAAAUUGCUAGUGCCCCUCAUCCGCCAACUACAAAGAAAAAACAACCAGUGAGGAUAACGAUUCCUUCACUUCGAGAGGUACAUAAUUUAAAAAUAUUAUAUUUGAUGAUGAGAAGUUAUGCUAGAAUACAGACUCUCUGAAAAGUGGAGUUAUUUCUAUAUUGUUUAGGGAUAUAAAAAUUUGAUUUUUUUUGUAUAUAAAUCCUUACCCUGUAUUUAUAUUUAUUAGCAAAGAAAUAUUUAAAAAAAAAUAGUGAAACCUGAAUGCAACCAAAUCUAUAUCUGUUAUUUAUUAGCACUCUCAACGCACAGUAAGUUGUUUCAAUAUCAUGCUUGUUUCUUUGCUAUUUCUUAGUUUAACUUUUAAAGAGCGUUUACACAGAAGAGUGGUAAUUCAUUGUUUAUGAGCGAAACCAAGGUUUAUUUGUUGUCAUUUGUAGCAUUAUUUUAUUAGUAACGGUAUUAUUCGCUGUUCUUUUUUUCUGUAUCAAUACUGUUGCUUUGGCUACCCUAAGCCCUAUUAGGGGGAGUAAGUUUCCUAGACGAUUAACAGCUCAAAAAGCUUUGGAAAUAUGUUAUACUACUGCUAUGGACCAUAAUGGAUUGUGAAGAUGAUUUAGUUUUCGAUCCAUGGCAUGAUUCCGAUAGUAGUAGUUUUAGAUGAUUUGAGUUAUACCAGUGAAGAUGAUGUAUGCCUACAUAAAAAGGUUUGAAGAGAAAAAGGUUUUGCAUAUCAUGUUUUCACAUUUUAAGUUUCUUUCCUGUUACUUAUUUUAGUUCAGCUGAAGAAAUAAGUUUACAAACAUAUAGUCAGUUCGGUUAUCUUUCAUUUGAUACCAAAUUUAGACUUAUAAACCAAACAAUAAUAUUUAAAAUAUUUUUUAAUAAACCGAACCUCUCACUCUUUUUUCAUUAAAAAAAUUCCACAGCGAAAGAGUUAGCUAAAAUACAUGUUUGUUGUUUUUUUUUGCUAAAAACAUUUAACAUUAAACUUCACUUUUUUAAAAAAUUUAUGAAUUCUAUAAACAUAAGUUAGUUACCACUUUUUGUGCAUAGUUAAGCAACACAUUUCUUUAAUGUCAUUUCAGACACCAUUGGAAGAGGAAACUGGCACAAGCAAAAAUUUAGCACCUUCCAUGGUAAGGAGCAAUACAACCCUGAUUUUUUAAAAUUACAUACUUCCAUUUUCCAACACCCUUCCCAGCUAUUUAUUUAAAGAGCUUAUGAAAUGUUAAAUAAAAUAUAAACAUUACAAAAAAUAUUUUUACCCCAAAUACUUAAAAAAAAAAAAAUAAUUAAUGAUUCAUUUUAACGUUCAAAUAGUACAAAUUUAAAAGAAUAACAAAACCUUUUCCCCUUGUUAUCAUGUAUUCUUUUUUUUUAAAAAUCAACAGCAAAAGUCUGGUUUGUUCUCCUUGCUGCCAGCACCAAUGCAUUCUGCCAAGAAAGAAAUCAACAGACCACUCAUCCCUUACAGUCUCAACAAAAAGCCUGUGGUAGCUAAGAGUGAUGACACAAAGCCUUCAGUAGCCAGCAUCUCUGCUCCAAGCUCAGUCGGUACAUCACAUUCAGCAGAUAUUUCAUCAAAGCGAAUGACACCUUUUAAUGCACUGACAGGAUUUGAUAGUGACAGUGACGAGGAUGAUGAUUUCAAAGGCAGUUCUACAAACUUUUUCUCCUUGCAUUCAUCUUCUGAGGCCUCGGACAACACUAAAACCGUCUCGACACAGGAGAGGCUUCAAAGUGAAGAAGUGUCCAGCUCAGAGUCAGACUUGAAUCCACAAGCAAAGGACAAUGUCAGUGAGAGUGCCGUUGGAGCUGAAGAAGCUGUUGACGAAGGUCAACCCACUCCAGAGCAGCCGGUCCAGGGACCUGAGCCAGGGGCAGUUAACGAUGCACCACUUAAUUUUCGGAGUGUGAAUCGACUAAAUUCAUGGUCUGGUUCAUCUUAUGGUUUUCUUGGCCCUGUCGGACUUUCGGGCCCCAUAGCCACACCAUCAUCAUUUAGCAGUUAUGAGACUGUGCCUUCUAAUUCGCAAUAUAACUUGGCUAAUGCUGAGGUAGGAACCUUGAUUUGCGAAAUUCAUGUUAUUUUACGUUGGAAAAUUCAAAAACAUUAAUUUUCUCUUUAACCUUUCUUUGUGAUAACAUACUGUGGGAGUGUUUGCAUACCUAAAUGAUUGUAAGAAGAAGUUGUUUUUUUAAAUAUUUUAAAGGGUCCUGAUGAAAUGGGUGAUGCAGAUCAAGAGAUGGUUACUGAUGAUGACCUCAAGAAAUUUAUGAGUGAUAAAGAAGUAGGUGAAUUUUUAUGAUGAUUUGAAUGUUUACUACUGCUUAGCAUCAAAAUAUAUUGUAUUUAUACAUUUGUUUUUUAAAGUUAUAAUACCGAGUAUCUUUGAUUUUCUAGGUUAGAUAUUAGCCUAUUUUAUGCAUAUCAAUUAUGAGAGAUGAAACCCAUGUAAUAAAAUAACAGGAAAAAGGUUCUAAAAAAUGUAAAUCUCGAACAUUUAAAAAUAAUAAUUUACUCACUUGGAAUGCAUUUCAUAUAUGAGUAUAUCUAUAUAUUAAUAAGGGGUUUCCUACUUGAAUUAAGCUAAACCUAAUUGAAGUAAGCUUAGGGCCUCAUUUUAUUUUUCUAGCCAGAGAACCAGUAGCACACAUGGAAAUUAGGCCUCUACUGUGUCAGCAACUGGUGUUGGUUUCAGUUUGCGUAAAGCCAAAAAUUGUUGCUGCUAGUUUUGACUGUACCAUAUUUUAAUGAAGACUAGGUUAAAUGAUUUGAUUAAUGAAGAAUAGGGUGAGGGAUUGGAUUAAUGAAGACUAGGCUAAAGGAUUUGAUGAAUGAAGAAUAGGGUAAGGGAUUGGAUUAAUGAAGACUAGACUAAAGGAUUUGAUGAAUGAAGAAUAGGGUAAGGGAUUGGAUUAAUGAAGACUAGACUAAAGGAUUUGAUGAAUGAAGAAUAGGGUAAGGGAUUUGGAAAUUUACAAUUUUACAGUUUUUUUAAAGGGGCACUUAAAAAAUGUUAACAUCUUUCAGUUCCAGAAAUUACAAGGGAAACGCAAAAGAGGUCUAGAGGAAGCCAUCAACUUUGUUGAUGCCAAUGUCGAUGACUAUGUUGAUCCUUCUGAGGUAUCCAAGCACCUAACAGAGGAGACAGAAUAUGUCUCACAUAAGAGCAAGGAUAAUCUGCCAACAGCACAGCAGAGACGCAAGAAACAGAUUACCUAUUUGGCAUAUCAGGUAAUUAGCUGUCUGCUUUCUUUGGGUAAAAAUAAAUACUUUUAUAAAAAUUAAGAAGACAAGCUGCUUCAGUUUGGUCAAAUCCAAUAGUUUUGUGAUCAAUCGCCCUUUUAAAAGUAAACUAUGAGUAGAGAUAGCUUCUUGAAAUAGUUGGACUUUAAUUUGCUACCAGUGCAAAGAUAAAGAAACUCUUUUCUGUCAUGAAUAAACUAAUAUGGAAAUGUGUGUCUAGAAGAAAAUUAGAAUAAUAAUCUUGAUUCUAAAUGAAAUAAAAGAGAAACAUUAAUAAGAAAAUCAUGAUACUUUAUUCUUGCAUCAAACUUAACUUAAAAAUUGAUUUCCUCAAUCAUAUUUAAUAGACAUUUUAACAAGUUUAAGAAUUGUCAUGCUUUGAAUUAAAAAAAUUCUAAAUGUUAUCUUUUGUAUUCAACAUCCCCGUAUUUUCCAAAGUGUUUCUAUAAAUUCCUUUAAUAUAAAUCUGUCUCCGCCAGUCCCAGGAUUUAUAAUAUUUUGAUUUAAAUAUAAGGAUUUUGUAAAUAAAACAAAAAAUGAUCUUUAGUAAUCAUUUUUAAAAACUUUUAACAGGCCAAAGAACGGGAACUUGAACUCAAGAAUGCCUGGGCCCAGAACAGACUGACAAAGAAACAGACACAGUCUAAAUACGGAUUUUGAGAAAUCUCCCAGUUAUUUAUCAUAUUUUGUAUUUCCGAACACCUUUCGAACCAACUCCAAAGUUAUUUUGACUAUCUUUCAUAUGCAAGACUGAGUGCAUAAUUUUCUGUUUGUUUUUUUAUCACUAGUCAUUUCUCGGAGUUGUGGCAGAGGUAUUGAAAUGAUGAAAUUGAAUCCCUGUCUUAUUCUUUAUUAUUCAUUCUAGGUUGUCUGGAUGCUUACAAAGUUUUUUUUAAUCACUAGAGGUAUAAAGGGAAGGGUGGCCUACAAUAUCUAGGAUGUUCAUACAAUUGCAUCUUAGCCUUUUCAUUACGUGACGUCACAAUCACCCACUUUCAAUUACCAAGGAUGUCACAUUGUCGCCAUAACAAAAAUGCAAAGAACUUUUCUGAAAUACCAAGGACGUCACGUCAUAUUUCAAUGCUAGAUAUUUCUUUUUUCGUUAAUCUAUAGAGAAGUUUAUAAGCGAAUCGGAUAGAGGAUGAAAUAAUAAAGGAAGUUUCAUCUUUAAGUUUUGUAAUUGCUGAGGCAACAAAAAUCGAUGAAAGGGUUAAGGCUAGUGUCAAGUUUGCUUGAUCAUUAGGGAGACAUCAUUGUCCUUCCUCCUUUUGAAAGAUAUUUAUUUUUUUGAAUGCUGGGUCUAUCCAAAAUGUUAAUAAAGCAGAUUUUGUUGUAGUAAAUUUUAACUUUUAAAAAUAGAAAUUACGUUGACCUGUUAGUUAAACAUUUAUUCCUGGUCUAGUUAUUGGUGAAAGUUUAACAUACCUCUUUUCAAGCAUAUUUUUAUCUAAAUCUGAUGUUAUGUGAUAGUUUCAUACUAAUGAGAGAGACUGUAUGCAAAAAGCCCAAGUGACAUUUAUAAAUGCCCACACGCUGAUCUCAAGUAAUCAAAAAAUGUUUUAAAAACACCUGGUGCACACUUUUAUAAUGCCUUCACUCAAGAAAAAUAUAUCGCUAUAUGAGGAGGAAAGAAAAAAAUGAAAGACCUGAUGAGUCUGCCACACUGCAUAUUGUGGUUUUGAUAAAAGAUUUGUUACAGUUUUCAAUUUUUUUUGUUUUACUAGGGUGCUAGGUGUUUGCUUUCAAGAUCUUUAAAUAUGCACCUGGCCGAAAUCAGUUUAGUGCCAGAUUGUGUUUACGUUUGUCUUGUAGCAGGGAAUAUGUUAUUAUUCCAGUUACUUAUUUUGCUUGUCCUUGAAUUUGACUUUUAUUUCCCCACUGGCAACCCUACCCCAAAACUCAUGUCUGGUUUCAAGAUGCAAUUGUAUGCGUCAUCUCCAUAAUUUUUUUUAUGACGUGCAGCAGUCAUAAGCUUCCAAUACAUGACAACAUUUAGCCCUUUUUUUUUUAUGAUCCAUCCAUUACACCUGGGUUGAAGUUAUCCCUGAAUGUUUCUGUCUCCUUCACCCCCAUGUAAAUUUUUCUACAUUUCAUUGGCAAUAUGAACCAGGGUGUAAGGAUGAGAAAGUCACACAGUUCAUUGUUCAGGACUGUGAACAUUUUCUCCACCUCUGUCUAGAAUAGAAUAAUAAUAAUAAUAACUGCCUCAUCAUAUUCUGAAUCAGGAAGCUAGUGUAUGACGCUAUGACCCAGAUGUAGUCAUUGCAGGCUGUGUCGACUAGUAUGUUUUAUUCCUUUGGUUUGUAAAUGUAUAUUUAGAAAUAAUAUAUUUUAAAGAGAGGACAGUUUUCUUGUUCUGUUGUAAAAAUAAUCCUUUGAAAUAAGUUGUGUUUACUCCUAUGGGUAUAGUGCAGCUUUAUAUAACAAGUUUUGACAGCUUAGAGAAUUUAUAACCCAUGUUUAUAAUUUCUUGUAGUUUUUAAAUUUAUGCAAAUAAAUUUGAAUUUAAUUCACAAA
Lymnaea stagnalis (great pond snail) is the source of this 8800-nucleotide messenger RNA. The record is from the annotation of a GenBank genome assembly. Lineage: Eukaryota; Metazoa; Mollusca; Gastropoda; Lymnaeidae.